CGCCGCUUUACGAACACAAUGGGGAUAUGGACAGACGAGCUCGACGUCACGUGGCUUCAAGAACUCGUGUACCAAGUGACGGUCCUCGGGAAGAAGGCAAACAGCGGGUACAAGAAGGAGGCGUGGACGGUGGUCCUCAGCAAGCUCAACCGCUCGCACAAUGUGGCCUUGAAGAUGUCUCAGAUCAAGUCGCGACACGACAUCGUGAAAGGCAUGUACGGUGUGCUGUCUAAGAUAGUCAACAGCAGUGGCAUGGGUUGGGAGUCCGAAACGUGUCGUAUUCAGUGUCAAGCGACCACAUGGGAUGCGAUGCUUCAAGGCAAGCCAAAAUCGUGGGCGAUGUGGCGAAACAAAUGA
Messenger RNA from Aphanomyces astaci, 357 nucleotides. RefSeq lists its product as hypothetical. The transcript has a single exon. NCBI's taxonomy places the organism in Eukaryota, Oomycota, Saprolegniomycetes, Saprolegniales, Verrucalvaceae. The coding region runs from base 19 to 357 and encodes 112 amino acids. The record is from RefSeq and is a predicted model, not a curated record.